AUGUCAGCCGCUGUGACCGAGAACCAUACUGAAAAGACCACCGUGGAGGAGGUGAAGCCCGUGGAGGUCGUGGAUGUGCCCAGAACCAUUGUGGACCCUGAAACGACGAUUUUCGUCGGUAACGUGGCACGCGAGUGCGAAGAAUCGGACUUGGCUGCAGUGUUUGCAGAAGACGUGGAAGUGGAAAUCCCUUCGGCCAAGAACGGGAAAUCGUUCAAGCAGCGCUACGCGUUCGUCAAGUUCCCUAGCAAGAUCGAUUUCGACGCCAUCAAGGCCAAGUACGACAAAACCGUCGUCAAGGACAGAGGCAUUUACAUCAGACGCGCCCAAACCGAGGAGGAGCGUGACGCCAAACGCAAGGCAAGAAUCAGCAAGCCCAGAAAACAGCGCGCUGAGCGUGCCAGUGCCAACGCCAACGCCAAUGGCGUCCAGGACGAGGGUGCCAGUGGUGAACCCGACGCUGAGACCUCCGCAGCCGACAGAAAACCGGCCAGAUCUGCGAUCCCCGCGCCUCCCAAGAGACAAGAGAGAACCAGAGCGCCUCUGGAGUCUAUGGAGAGAACCACAGACACGCUGUACGUCAACAACGUGCCCUACAUGGCGACCAAAGAGCAGAUAGCCGAGUUUUUUGGCACCAGCCCGGAACUCGUCGUUAUGCCGCUCAGAAGAAUGCGUAACGUGAAAACCAAACAGUACUUUUACUCCAAGAAGAUGAACAGAGGUAUCGCCUUCGUCACAUUCGAAAACUGCAGCGAUAUCGCACAGAAGGUGAACGACUUCCAGGGAAAGUCCUUCAACGAUCGCGAACUUGCCGUUGACGUUGCUGCUUUGAAACCCGCCCGCGAAAACGCUCCAGCGCUAAAACACGACGGCGAGUCCCAGGAACCUGUUCCUGAAUCGACCGCAGCCUAA
Lachancea meyersii CBS 8951 is the source of this 912-nucleotide messenger RNA. The record is from the annotation of a GenBank genome assembly. Lineage: Eukaryota; Fungi; Ascomycota; Saccharomycetes; Saccharomycetales; Saccharomycetaceae.